Mesorhabditis spiculigera is the source of this 1191-nucleotide messenger RNA. NCBI's taxonomy places the organism in Eukaryota, Metazoa, Nematoda, Chromadorea, Rhabditida, Rhabditidae. The record is from the annotation of a GenBank genome assembly.
AUGGACUGGAUGGGCAAACUUGUCCAGGCCAAGAACCAAUUCGUGGAUCUGGCCAGCGAAGCGAUCGCCGAGAUCGGUAAUGAUGGGGAAGCAAUCGACGCCACGACCUCGGCCGAACCCACAGCUACCAAUUAUCAAGAAGAGAUAGUCAUGUUGAAGGCCCAACUGAGGGAAUUGGCAGCGGACAUGCAGACGCUAGAGGGCGAACACCAAGAAGUUUUACAGAAAAAAGAGCAGGAGAUGGCUGAUUUGGCCGCCAGAGAGCAAAGAAGCCGUCAGCUUGCGGCUGAGCAGGCUUUGAAGGUGGCCGAGUUGACGGAGGAGGUUCGUCUAGUCGAAAACUUUGUACGACCAAGCGAGGUGACCCCCUUCAUCCAGCGAUUGAUCACCGAAAUCGAGCCUUCCGAAAAUAAUCACGGCCGCCGCAUCAAAAUUUUGGAGGCCCUCGAGGACUUCAGAGCCCAACAAGCGAAUCUUGAUGAUGGGGAGCAAUAUCUCCUCGAGAUUCUAUCGAAAUUGUUUGAAGUGGUGUCGGUUAGUUCUUCUCCAUCUCAGAGCCAACACGAUCCAUGGGAAAAAAUUAAUGCAGAGACUGAACCGUCUUCAGGGGAGCCUACCGCUGUACCGUCCUCGGCCAGCAACUCAAAUACACAGACAGCCGUGAUGGCCCACCACAUCGUGAUGCCCGUCGCUUUGUCUGUGACCUCAGCAACGACAUCAUCUUGGCGUGAUGCUGAUGUGAUGGAUGCACCCGCCGAAAAAGAAACGCUCAACGAAUUGACCGAUGCUAAAACCAAGAUUGAGCAACUGGUCGCCGAGAAUGCUCAGUUGUCGCUCGAGUUUUCAAGCAAUCAGCAGAAAUUGAAUGAACUGCUAUUGGCUCACGAAUCUCAGAAGAAGGAGGCAGAAAUGUUGCUGUCCAUGCUUCGUGACGCGGAGGCUGAGAUCGAGGGAUUCAAGAAUCGCAUCGAAGAGCUUGGCACCACUGAACGCCAGAAUCUCCAAAAACUGCAAGAGUCUCUUACGACAAUGUCGAUCCUGGAAGCGGAGCAUCAAGGGCUACGCGAAGAACACGAAGAGGCUAAGAACAAGAUCGCAGAAUUGGUUUUGGAUAGCUCACACUCCCAGGAGACAAUAAUUGGAUGCGAUGCACAAGCUAAUCAGAUUGCUGAAUUGGAGGUACAAUACGCA